Bipolaris maydis ATCC 48331 is the source of this 1911-nucleotide messenger RNA. Lineage: Eukaryota; Fungi; Ascomycota; Dothideomycetes; Pleosporales; Pleosporaceae. The record is from RefSeq and is a predicted model, not a curated record.
ACUGCAAUGCCGGACUUUCUUUUCUUCUCUUUUUGGCUGACAGUUUGUGCCUGGUCUUGUUAGCACACCCGCUGAGCUGAUGAUACCUAGCUCUCGAGAUUCAAAUGGGGCAUCCACCUCUCGAGUGGCGUCUGGCUACGGCUCCACUCGCACAGGUUUCAGAAAUGACUCAGGCGAGCAAGAGUCACGAUGCAACUCGGAAACUGCCCGCUCAGCAGACACCAGAAACACAUCGAGGUCGAUAGAGAACAACACGGAAGGCCGGUAUCAUGGAGUGCACUUCCGCGCAAAGAUCAGCUUUUCGUAUUGGUCCUGGCACGAUUUUCCGAGCCCUUGACGCAAACAUCACUGGGUGCAUACCUCUACUACCAAUUGCAAUCCUUUGAUCCUUCUCUCUCGGAGUCAACGCUCUCGUACCAAGCAGGAAUCAUCGGCGCGACGUUUCCCGCCACUCAGUUCUUGACUGCAAUUUUAUGGGGUCGCUUUUCCGACUCCGAGUAUGGCGGUCGCAAGCGGACCAUUUACCUUGGUCUAGUAGGCACCAUGCUGAGUACCAUUGGCUUUGGAUUCUCGCAUAAUUUUGCCAUGGCGGUGUUCUUCCGGAGUCUGGGAGGGAUAGUUAAUGGGAAUAUUGGGGUCAUGAGGACCAUGAUUAGUGAGAUUAUCAAGGAGAAGAAGUUUCAGAGUAGGGCGUUUUUGCUCAUGCCUAUGACGUUUAAUGUUGGAGUGUUGAUCGGACCCGUGUUGGGUGGUAUACUUGCAGACCCCGUGGCCAACUAUCCAUCUCUGUUCGGACCAGAAUCUACGUUUGGUGGCAAGCAUGGCGUGCAAUGGAUGAUGCGGUAUCCGUAUGCACUGCCCAAUCUUGUUAGCGCCAUGUUUUUAUUUUUUUCAUCAUUAGCAGUUCUAUUCUUCCUUGAGGAAACCGGCGAGCUCUGCAAAGACCGACCUGAUUUUGGGCUUCGAAUGGGACGCUGGAUACGCCGGACAAUAUUCCGUCAGGACAUCGCUUCUGAGCGAGGCUACAGCAUUAUCCCCAGCCAUGACCUGGAACUACAGCAAACACCUACAUCGCCUACUGUUCAUCAAAUUGAUGAACCAAGCAAGCAGGUUCGCCAGCAACUUCCCUUCCGUCGCAUCUGGACCCCCAACCUCAUCAUGACAAUGCUCGCCCACGGCGCUCUCGCCAUGCAUGUAAGCACCUUCAACGGCCUCUGGACCCUGCACCUCUCCACCUCACGCUUCGACUCCGAGCAUCCUUACCCCCCAUCUUUCAAACCCCACGGCCUCUUCUUCACCGGCGGCCUUGGUAUGCCUCCCUCGCGCAUCGGCCUUGCCCUCGCCAUCAUCGGCAUCAUCGGUCUCCCCCUUCAAAUCUUCGUCUACCCGAAAAUCGCCCACAGGCUUGGCACUACAAACUCGUUCCGCAUCUUUACCGCUUUUUUCCCACUCAUGUACUUUGUCACCCCUUUUUUGAGUCUGGUGCCUAGCUGGACGCCGCCGCCACUUGGUGUCUCCGGACCGUGGAUUUGGAUCGCGAUUACAGCCGCGUUGUCGAUUCAGGUCUUAGCUCGCACGUUUGCGCUGCCAUGCACGGCGAUUUUGAUUAAUAAUGCGAGUCCGCAUCCAUCAGUGUUGGGGACGGUACAUGGGAUUGGGCAGUCAGUGUCGAGUCUUACGCGGACGUUUGGGCCGGUUUUCUUUAGUUGGUUGUUUGGAAAGGGAUUGGAGAGGGGGAUGGUUGGGUUGGCGUGGUGGUGUAUGGGGCUUGUGGCUGUGGGUGGAUGGGUGCUUGCGCAGGGGGUGAGGGAGGGGGAUGGGCAUGAGAUUUUGCUUGAAGGGGAGAGGAAGGAGGGGGAUCAGUGCGUGAAAGCGCAGAUCCGAUCCGUGCACAUCGCACUGGAUCGCUAG